Molecule: messenger RNA, 1656 nt
Organism: Centropristis striata (black sea bass)
Lineage: Eukaryota; Metazoa; Chordata; Actinopteri; Perciformes; Serranidae
Gene: tacr1a
Product: tachykinin receptor 1a
Exons: 5
Coding region: 306-1637 (443 amino acids)
Biological process (GO): G protein-coupled receptor signaling pathway; positive regulation of flagellated sperm motility
Cellular component (GO): plasma membrane; sperm midpiece
Molecular function (GO): substance P receptor activity
Source: RefSeq, a predicted model, not a curated record
GGAGCGCAGAGCUCAGAUCAGAGAGGGGAACACGGACUAGUUCUGGCGCUGCGCCUUUUUGGUUUUUACGCACGGUGAAAAGUGUCACAGCGCAGGUUAUUGGGUGAUUAUUGGGCAGAAAUAGACGAAGUUAUAUGACGAAGUCCUGAUUUAGUUUCCCCAAGACAGCCUUGUCUUCAGGUGAACAUUCCGUAGAGGAGGUUAAGCCUUUCUGAAACUUUAUCUCGUUUACUUUGGCACCGUUGACUUUGUUGCGCAAUGAAUUAACCACCCGGAGCUUUUAGUGAGACUUCUUAUAAGGUAACAUGGAUAUUUUAUUCAAUACCACCGAUGCGCCAGAUUUGACCAACACCACCAAUAACGGGACCGAGUACUGGAACCAGUUCGUGCAGCCGGUCUGGAGAAUCGUGCUCUGGGCCAUUGCGUACAGCUGCAUAGUUAUCGUGUCCGUUGUAGGCAAUCUAACAGUGAUCUGGAUUAUUAUGGCGCAUAAACGCAUGAGGACCGUCACCAAUUAUUUCCUGCUGAACCUGGCGUUCGCCGAAGCCUCCAUGUCCGCCUUCAACACGGUCAUCAACUUCACCUACGCCGUGCACAACGAGUGGUACUUCGGACUGGUCUACUGCCGCUUCCACAACUUCUUUCCCAUCGCGGCUGUCUUUGCCAGCAUCUACUCCAUGACCGCCAUCGCUCUGGACAGGUACAUGGCCAUCAUCCACCCUCUGCAGCAGCGCAUGUCAUCCACAGAGACCAAGGUGGUGGUGGGAGUGAUCUGGGUGCUGGCUCUGCUCCUGGCCUUCCCUCAGUACUACUACUCCAACACAGACCAGCUCCCCGGCCGCGUGGUGUGCUACAUCGACUGGCCCGAAUACAGCCCGUGUGACUUCAAAAAGAUGUAUUAUGUGUGUGUGGCCAUCCUCAUCUACUUCCUUCCUCUGCUGGUGAUGGGCUGUGCUUAUCUGGUGGUGGGACUGACCCUCUGGGCCAGUGAAAUCCCCGGAGACUCUUCUGACCGCUACAAGGAGCAGCUCACAGCAAAACGCAAGGUGGUGAAAAUGAUGAUUGUAGUGGUGUGUACGUUUGCCAUCUGCUGGCUCCCCUACCACGUCUACUUCCUGCUGCACCAGUUCUUCCCUGCGAUGUUUGAAGAGCAGUUUAUCCAGCAGGCUUACCUGGCCAUCAUGUGGCUGGCUAUGAGCUCCACCAUGUACAACCCCAUCAUCUACUGCUGCCUCAACGACAGGUUCCGUGCUGGUUUUAAACAAGCCUUCCGCUUCUGCCCCUGCGUCCCUCGAGGCUCUUACGAAGGCCUUGAACUCAAGUCCACUCGCUACCUUCAGACCCAGACAAGCGUUUACAAGGCCAGCCGGAUGGAAACCACCGUGUCCACUGUCCUCCAGGUUGGGGACGACAUGGAGCAGCCCAAGUUCAAGGCAGUGGCAGGUCCACGGCCAAGUGGAGCGGUGCCCGGGGCCAGACCACACAGCUCCUCCCUGGACCUCACCUCCAACGGGUCGUCCUCCCGGAGCGUCUCCAAAACUCUAUCGGAGACGUCAAGUUUCUACUCCAGUAACAACUUGCAGGAACCAACCUCGAACACAGGUGGCAUUUUGCCAGACUGCAGGGAGAGAGAGUGAGUUGAUGUUCACAUAGCUG